Messenger RNA from Cladocopium goreaui, 1197 nucleotides. NCBI's taxonomy places the organism in Eukaryota, Dinophyceae, Suessiales, Symbiodiniaceae. The record is from the annotation of a GenBank genome assembly.
AUGUCCGAACUCGCAACCGACACCCUCACCGAACUGGUUCGCCAGAAGCUGGAUUGUUUGAAUCAGCUUUGGCGGCUCAGCGGUCAGCAGAACGAGUUGAUCGAGGGCGGAGAGAUGAGCCAACUGCUGAAAGUGCUGGCCGCCAAGCAGCGGCUGCUCAACAACUUGCAAGUCACCGAACAUCAACUCAACCCAUUUCGCGACGACGAUCCUGAACAGCGCGUCUGGCGUUCGCAAGAAGACCGCCAGCACUGCGCCGCGAUGAUCGGUGCCUGCGAAAAGUUGUUGGCCAAAAUCAUGGAACACGAACAACAGUGCGAAGGGCAAAUGCGAGUUCGCCGCGAUGCGGCCGCCGAACGCCUGCAAGGGGCACACGUCGCCAGCCAGGCCGACUUGGAAACCGUGCUCACGGCCUGGCACGAUGCCACUCGGCGGCUGGAACACACUCACGAGGCCCUCCGCGGCGAAGUGCAGCGACUCACCGACGAGUUGGAAAACAAGAACCGCGAGCUGGCUCGCAAGAACCGCCUGGCCGACUUGGGCCAGAUGGCCUCGCACAUCGCCCACGAACUGCGAAAUAACCUCGUGCCGGUCACGCUCUACCUCAGCCUGUUGCGUCGUCGGGCUUCGGCCGACCCCGACACGGUCUCGAUUGUGGACAAGAUCGCCGCCGCCUGUACUGCAUUGGACGUAACCGUGAACGACCUGCUGCACUUCACCGCCGACCGAGACCCCAACCGCGAACAAAUCCCAUUGGCCCAACUAAUCGAAGACGUGAUGAACUCGCUUCGCCCCCAGUUGGUCGCCCAGGCCAUCGUGGUCGACCUCGAUGUCGACGGCCACCUGAUCGUCAACGCCGACCGCGACAUGCUUCGCCGCUGCGUGUUGAACCUCGCCUUGAAUGCCAUCGACGCCAUGCCCGAUGGGGGCGACCUGGUCGUCACCGCGGUCGACUGCCACGGCGCCAUUGAGAUUGAAGUUGCCGACUCGGGGCAGGGGCUCGGCGAAGACGUGCGUGCUCGCAUCUUCGAGCCGUUCUUCACCACCAAGCACACCGGCACCGGGCUGGGGCUGGCCAUUGUCGAACGCAUCGCCGAAGUGCACGGCGGAGCGGUGAUGGCCAUGAACUGCCCCGAGGGUGGUGCCGCCUUCACCAUCUCGCUGCCGAAGCGCAUGGCCAUGCAAGCCGCCGCCUAA